Mizuhopecten yessoensis (Yesso scallop) is the source of this 4770-nucleotide messenger RNA. RefSeq names its product deleted in malignant brain tumors 1 protein-like. The record is from RefSeq and is a predicted model, not a curated record. The transcript has 19 exons. Gene Ontology annotation, cellular component: membrane. Bases 246 to 3329 code for a protein of 1027 amino acids. Lineage: Eukaryota; Metazoa; Mollusca; Bivalvia; Pectinida; Pectinidae.
UUGAAUUAGGAAGCAUACCCACACUGGCAUGGCGUUUUCUUUUGUAUACGCUUCACAUGCUGUGUUUGUACUAUGUUAACGUAUAAGUAGCCUCCCUACGUACGUGUGAUGUUGACUGUGGGCGCUUUGGCAGGUAGUUCCCCUACUGAUGCGUGGUACAUAUAGUGUGCUCAUUUGCAUGAAGCUUCCGUGCCUACACCUGGUGUUAGUCUGGUUUAUUCAGAGGUAGCGGUGGGCUGUGAAUUAUGGCUCCGACCCCCUGCUUACUACUGGUAAUACUUGCCGGCCUUUAUACUCACACUCUCGGUCUGACAACCACUUUGCCCUUUGAUGUCCGCUUGGUAAACGGUGAUAUAAAAAAUUCUGGUCGAGUGGAGGUCUUCCAUGCGGGAGAGUGGGGUUCUGUGUGUGGUGAUGGCUGGGGACAAAAUGAUGCUCUAGUUCUGUGCAGAAUGAUCGGAUACAGUGCUGGCCAACACGUAUAUCGUUCCUUACGUUAUGGCCGUCUUACAGACCCUGUAUGGAUGGCAGGUGUAGACUGUAACGGUACGGAGGACAGUCUCGCUGAUUGUUCCUUUGACGGAUGGGGUCAAGUUGGUUCUUGCAAUACCUAUCCCGCUUGUGUGUUCUGUUAUGACGUCACAGAAACAGACUUUGACAUCCGCCUGAGUGGAGGUCCGGAUCCCAAUGUGGGCCGUGUAGAAGUGUACUACAGUGGUUACUGGGGAAGUGUUUGUGGCCUAUACCACUGGGACGACAGAGACGCUAAUGUAACGUGCAGGAUGUUAGGAUACAGCGAUGGUCAUCAAAUAUAUCGCACCGUCCGUCAUGGCAGUCUUACAGACCCUGUCUGGAUGACAGGUGUAGACUGUAAGGGUACGGAGGACAGUCUAGAUGAUUGUUUAUUUGACGGAUGGGAUCAAAUUGGUGUUUGCUAUAGUUUUCCCGCUAGUGUUUUCUGUUAUAAUUUCACAGAAACAGACUUUGACAUCCGCCUGAGUGGAGGCCCGGAACCUAAUGUGGGCCGUGUAGAAGUGUUUUACAGUGGUUACUGGGGAAGUGUUUGCGGCUACUACGACUGGGACGACAGAGACGCUUAUGUAACUUGCAGGACGUUAGGAUACAGUGCUGGUUAUCAAAUAUAUCGGACCACCCGUUAUGGCAGUCUAACAGACCCUGUAUGGAUGGCAGGUGUAGACUGUACCGGUACGGAGGAAAGUCUAGCUGAUUGUUCCUUUGACGGAUGGGGUCAAGUUGGUUAUUGCAGUAGUUUCUCCGCUAGUGUUUUCUGUUAUAAUUUCAUAGAAACAGACUUUGACAUCCGCCUGCGUGGAGGUCCAGAACCCAAUGUGGGCCGUGUAGAAGUGUAUUACAGUGGUUACUGGGGAAGUGUUUGUGGCCUAUACGGCUGGGACAACAGAGAUGCUAAUGUCACGUGCAGGAUGUUAGGAUACAGUGCUGGUCAUCAAAUAUAUCGGACCACCCGUUAUGGCCGUCUUACAGAUCCUGUAUGGAUGGCAGGUGUAGACUGUAACGGUACGGAGGACAGUCUAGCGGAUUGUUCCUUUGACGGAUGGGGUCAAGCUGGUUUUUGCAGUAGUUACCCCGCUAGUGUUUUCUGUUAUUAUUUCACAGAAACAGACUUUGAUAUCCGCCUGAGUGGAGGUCCAGAACCAAAUGUGGGCCGUUUAGAAGUGUAUUACAGUGGUAACUGGGGAAGUGUUUGUGGCUUGAAUGACUGGGACGACAGAGACGCUAAUGUAACGUGUAGGAUGUUAGGAUACAGUGAUGGUCAUCAGUUAUAUCGCACCACACGUUAUGGCAGUCUUACAACUCCUAUAUGGAUGGCAGGUGUACACUGUAACGGUACGGAGGAUAGUCUAGCUGAUUGUUCCUUUGAUGGAUGGGGUAAAGCUGGUUCGUGCAGUAGUUACCCCGCGAGUGUUUUUUGUUAUAAUUUCACAGAAACAGACUUUGACAUCCGCCUGAGUGGAGGUCCAGAACCCAAUGUGGGUCGUGUAGAAGUGUACUACAGUGGUUACUGGGGAAGUGUUUGUGGUUACUACGACUGGGACGACAGGGACGCUAAUGUCACGUGCAGGAUGUUAGGAUACAGUGAUGGUCAUCAACUAUAUCGCAUCACCAGUUAUGGCCGUCUUACAGAUCCUGUAUGGAUGGCAGGUGUAGACUGUAACGGUACGGAGGACAGUCUCGCUGAUUGUUUUUUUGAGGGAUGGGGUCAAGUUGGUUAUUGCAGUAUAUAUCCCGCUAAUGUUUUCUGUUACAAUUUAACAGAAACAGACUUUGAUAUCCGUCUAAGUGGAGGUCUAGAACCCAAUGUGGGCCGUGUAGAAGUGUAUUACAGUGGUUACUGGGGAAGUGUUUGUGGCUACUACGACUGGGACGACAGUGAUGCUAAUGUAACGUGCAAGAUGUUAGGAUACAGUGUUGGUCAUCAAGUAUAUCGGAACAUCCGUUAUGGCAGGCUAACAUAUCCUAUAUGGAUGGCAGGUGUAGACUGUAACGGUACGGAGGACAGUCUCGCUGAUUGUUCCUUUGACGGAUGGGGUCAAGUUGGCUUUUGCAGUAUAUAUCCCGCUAAUGUUUUCUGCUAUAAUUCAACAGAAACAGAAUUCGAGGUCCGCCUAAGUGGAGGUCCAGAACCCAAUGUUGGCCGUGUAGAAGUGUAUUACAGUGGUUACUGGGGAAGUGUUUGUGGCCUAUACCACUGGGACGACAGAGACGCUAAUGUUAUAUGCAGGAUGUUAGGAUACAGUGCUGGUCGGCAAAUGUUUCGCACCACCCGUUAUGGCAGUCUAACAGAUCCUGUAUGGAUGGGUGGUGUAGACUGUGACGGCACGGAGGACAGUCUAGCCGAUUGUUCCUUUGACGGAUGGGGUCAAGUUGGUUAUUGCAGUAAUACCCCUGCUAGUGUUUUCUGUUAUAACUUAACAGUUCACUCUACAAUAGACAUUCGUCUGGUAGAUGGACCAAACAAUUACACCGGCCGAGUCGAGGUGUACUACAGUGGAUAUUGGGGAGGUGUUUGUUCUCACCGCUUUUCUUUUGGUGAUAAAGACGCAGCUGUCGCAUGCAGGAUGCUUCAAUAUAGUGAUGGUCGGGGUUUAUCGGCAGUGUACGGUCUUCCUAAUGAACCUAUAUGGAUGGACAAUGUACAAUGUGACGGUACAGAGUCCAGUCUGGCUGAUUGUCCUUUUGACGGUUGGGGAAAUGUUGACCACUGCUAUUAUCAAGCUUAUGUCACGUGCAACAACGUUUCAGGUAACUUAAUUUUUCUUUAUAAUACUGUUCGCGUAUGGAUUUUCUAAAAUGACCAAUUUUAUUCUAAAUGUUAUGUUUCCAUUAUUUAGCAAUAAACAAUUUCAAGGAAUACAAAAAUAGAAUUGUUUUUAUACCUUUUAAGACCAUUAAUAUUUUUUUUUAAAUAUGAUUUUAUUGAACAUUUGCUAUUUGUAACUGCCUUAUCAUUCAAAUUAGAUCAUAUUUAGACAAUAAUAGUCUCAACUGUAAGAGCAAUUUGAUGAUGUCCAUACAGGUACCAUAAAAUCGAUAUUUGUGAAAUCUGUUCUGUUUGUGCCUUUGUAUUAUAUCAAUGGUAUGAUUUUAUAUAACUUUUCGCUGGCUUUUAAAUAUCAUAUUUAGCACUUGCUUAUAAAGUAUUAUUUGUAUUUUCUUACCAUAUAUUAUUCAAUACUAAGUUAUAAAUGUUAAUUAAAUGGAUCUAUCAUACAUCAGGUAGGUAAACUUUUACUAACAUAUCAGUCGUAAUGGCAUAUUAGUCACGGAUCAACGUAUCCAGGUUUGUAUACAGUUAUCAAUUUGAGAUAUAUAACAACUGAUUGGUAGACAUUUGUAGACGUGUAUAUGUGUGUUGAUGUUUGUAUGUGUUUGUAUAUAUAUCACUUGAAUAUUAGUUUGAAGUAUUGAUCAGAUGCAGAUAAUAUGAUCACAUUAUUAUUUAACAACUGAUUGGUAGACAUUUGUAGACGUGUAUAUGUAUGUUUAUGUAUGGAUUUGUUUGUAUAUACAUUACUUGAAUAUUAGUUUUAAGUAUUGAUCAGAUACAGAUGAUGUGAUCACAUUAUUAUUUGUAUAACCUUAUAUCCAGUUAAAACGCUUUUUCUUGAAUUUUGUUAUUAAAAUUUCCACAUUCAGUUCGCUUGAAUUAAAUUUCUAUUUCUGAUUUAUUUAAUAUUUUUCGUACUUGUUUGUAUUAAAUUUACCUGAAUUAAGAUUUUUUAUAUAAAAUAUAGCAUUGAAAUGUUUAAUGUUUUCACGUUUGUUUCAAUCUUGCCAUUUUACUGAAUGAUAAUAAAUGCCGUUUACACUGAAUAAUUCAGGGAACUGUAAAUUAGCAGUUAUAAUUCAAAUUAUGUCAUCAAUAAUUAGAUAAAUGUCAAAGUAUUUUAUGAAAAACUAAUUACUCAUUUCCCUUAUGUUUAUGUCAGUAACCCAGUUUGUUUCAGAACAGAUGCCCCGGACUCCACCGGACAGCCAAAACCUAUCAUGUAUUGUAUGUCACAACAUAAAUGUAGUCACUGCACUGCCACUCGUGGUUUCAGCCAAAGCAGCGACUUUAUUUGGCUUAUGUUAACAAAAACAUUUUUUGGAGGUGACACUAAAUUCAUUAUUCGGACAGUUAAAUUAAAGUAAAUGUCCUGUUUUGAUUGGGUUGUUUAUUUAGUGAUUAAUCUUUAUAUGUAACUUGAAGUAGUGUUCUUCUAAAUCUGAAAUUCAUACACUUUAUGC